AUGACCCGAGGGAGGGGUCGUAGCAUAUCCCAAUUAGCUCCUCCAACAGACGACGUGCUCUUGUCGAUAGAGAAGCACUUUGAUUUUGUCAACACAACGUUCAAAUACAGCAUCAGUGAUUUAGAUUAUAUCAUCCAAAUGUUAAAAGCUCGUCUCGUUGCAGAGGAAAGUUACUUGAAUUCACUGUACAAAGUCAAGAGACUGGCUUCCUCCAAUGAUGGCAUUCGACCUUCACUACAUCAUGAGUCCCAGCUAACGUUUCAAAAUGCAGUAAAGUUGUACGAAGGUUCAAUCAACGAUAUCAUUGAAAGUCGACAACGAUUCAAAGACACCAUCAAGCUUGAAAUUGAUGUUUUAAUUAAGCAAAAGGAAAUUGAAGAGCAAAACCGGAAAACGUACAAGGCCAAAUUAUACGAUGCCAACAACAAUUAUACUGUGUUUCGUAAUCGGGAUAUUGUCAAGCUUCAGAGAACUUAUACGCAUAAAUGCGACGAUUUGAAGAGUGCGCAACAUACAUGGCAGCAACAACUGCAGCAGCAGCAACAACAGCAACAGCAACAACAACUAGCUCAGCAACAGCAACAACAACAGCAGCAACAGCAACAGCAACAGCAACAGCAACAGCAACAACAACAACACAUGGAGGGUAACGAGUUUUAUGUGCCCAGCAGAAAUUCAAUGGACUCACCCAACCCUUCAAGGUUGUCUGGAGAUUACGGUAGCCGAGACAUUGACGGUGCGUCCAUCGCAUCUUACAAUAAUGCAGAUCAACACAACAAAAAGGGAAUGGCAGGACUGAUAUCGCAAAUGCGCACCAGAGCAGCAGGAAACGCUUAUUUGACUCCUCUGGAUCAAAAUAAACAAAUCACCAAGUUUGCCAAAAUGAAGAAGGACAUUACAGAUGCAGACAACGAGUACAGAGAAGGCAUUUUAGUGCUGGAAACGUUGAGAAAGAAGCAAACAAAGGCCACGGAAGAAGUGAAUAGACAACUCAAAAGUACCAUCAAGAGAAAGACGGACACAGUCAAAACAUCGCUUGUGAACAUCUUGCACUCUGAGCUGGAUUCAUUGCAAAUUGAAAUGAAUAUUUCUCGCGCCUCAUUUGAUGCAGCAGCUUGUAUCGACAGUUUCAAGGACAUUCAACUAUUCAACGCCCACUACCAAUCUCAAGGAUAUUGCCACCCAGCACCAGUGAGAUACGAAAACUAUUACCUAGAAGGAAAAUGCAAAGAGGUGCUCUUUGGAGGUUCGUUGGAGGGAUAUGCCAUUGAGCAUAACAGAACUGUGCCCCUGCUUGUAGUCAAAUGCAUUGAUUCCAUCGAGAAAUUGGGAGGUUUGCAAAAGGAAGGCAUUUACCGAGUUUCUGGUAGACAAACCAACAUAGAACAAUUGAAGCAUCAGUUUGAAUUGGAUGAAGACAAAGUGGUGCUUGAUGAAUACGAUGUCUUUACUAUUGCGACGGUGCUCAAGAUGUACAUUCGUGAAUUGAAGAGGCCCUUGUUUGAUUUCAAUGUGCAAACAAGAUCAUCGUAUAGUAAAAAUAUACCUCAAAUACAACGGUUCCAAUUGAUGGAAACAAAGCUAUCCAACUUGUCGCUCGCUCAUAGAAGUACAUUGCUAUACAUUGUGCGCCAUCUAGCAAAGGUUAAUGCUAGCUGCCAAAUCAACAAGAUGAAUAUUCCCAACUUGGCAUUGAUCUUUACUCCUGUCAUUUUCCACGAUUUCAAUCAAACAGAAGAAGGAUUGGGAGACUGGUCACCCGAUGAUCUCUUUGAGGACUUGAUCCUGCAUUACGAAAUGCUGUUCCCAAAGGCAGAGGAAGUCGCUCGCAGAAAUAACGAGCCCAAAUUACAGCAAGCCCUGAAUGGAAAGAGUCCGUACAGCCAAUUCUCUCAAAGCAAUCUGUUGUAUCUGAGUAACACAGUACUGAACAACACACCAACCACUAGCAACAACAAUAUGCUGCUAACACAACCAAUGGCUCCUCCCCCCAUCAUCACUAGCAACAGUGGAUCCAAUUCACCUGGCGGACCAUUAGUGGCAGCAGAUCAGCAGUUCAAUAGUCCAUAUCCUCCUAAAUUAACCACCAUUAUAGGAACAGCACCUCCUGGUAACAGCAGUAGCCAUCAACGUAUGGCAUCACUUCCUCAGCAACAGCAAGUGCCACAGCAAUCAGCCCCUCCAUUUUCUGCACGACCAGUGAUGACACCAGACCAAAGCCGUAUUGUGCCACCAAGGUAUCAAUCUGAAGGAGCAAGCUACCAGCAGCAGCAGCAGCAGCAGCCAUCUCAACAGCAGCCACCUCAACAGCAGCCAUCUCAACAGCAGCCAGAUACUUACAUGAGUCGAUCCAUUUCUGAUAAUACCGUCAUGCAACGAGGCUCAUCCAUGGCGAAUGCAGAGGAGCACAACACCCAAUCACCUUUACCUGAUCUGAAGCGCAGCAGCCAUCAUUUUGGAAAAGGAGCAUCCUCCACAGUGCCACCCAGACAUGACUCACUUCGAAAGAUCAAUGCACGAUAUCAAAGUGAUGGCGAAAAGAUUUUGGAGGAGCCAUCUACAAAGCCGGCUUCAUUUACACCCACGCAGCAACAGCAGCAACCUGAACAGCAGCAGACGAGACCUCCUGUCGCAAAUCAAUACCAAGCCAAUUUAAACCAAGACUAUAUGUUGCAAAGAGAAGGGCAGAAUCUCGAUUCAUUUGUUGAUUAUUAUUCACCUAUUUCUGGAGCGUCAGAAGCUGUAAACAAACAGCAAUAA
Messenger RNA from Mucor velutinosus, 2760 nucleotides. RefSeq lists its product as uncharacterized. NCBI's taxonomy places the organism in Eukaryota, Fungi, Mucoromycota, Mucoromycetes, Mucorales, Mucoraceae. Gene Ontology annotation, cellular component: cytoplasm. The coding region runs from base 1 to 2760 and encodes 919 amino acids. Gene Ontology annotation, biological process: regulation of GTPase activity; signal transduction. The transcript is spliced from 10 exons. The record is from RefSeq and is a predicted model, not a curated record.